This is a messenger RNA of Hevea brasiliensis (rubber tree), 4853 nucleotides long. RefSeq lists its product as uncharacterized. Gene Ontology annotation, cellular component: nucleus; U2 snRNP. The coding region runs from base 222 to 4382 and encodes 1386 amino acids. Gene Ontology annotation, biological process: mRNA splicing, via spliceosome. NCBI's taxonomy places the organism in Eukaryota, Viridiplantae, Streptophyta, Magnoliopsida, Malpighiales, Euphorbiaceae. Gene Ontology annotation, molecular function: U2 snRNA binding; protein binding. The record is from RefSeq and is a predicted model, not a curated record. The transcript is spliced from 15 exons.
GAGCAGUGAGGAGGAAGGGAAAUAGCGUAAAUGAAUGCGAAAUAGAGAUCUCUACCUGCUUAUGGAACCACAUGUUAUGCUCUAAGCUCACCACAUGGGACAACGAAAGUGAAAAUACUCCCAGUACAAAACCUGCCGCAUCCCUAGAAAAUUCUAUUUUUCUCGAGAAACAAACAAUUCUACAAACCCUACCUUUCCUAGCCGGAUUGCUAGAAACAUAAAUGGCGGUUUCAGAGGAGGAGUGCUCGAAUGCCAAGUCCCGAUCGUCGUCUCCUUCAGCAAACGGCGCAUACUACCUGGCCAAGUGCGUUCUCAGAGGAAGCGUUGUUCUUCAGGUCGUCUAUGGCCACUUCCGCUCUCCUUCCUCCUACGACAUCGUUUUUGGCAAAGAGACAUCUAUAGAGUUGGUAAUAAUCGAUGAUGAGGGCAUUGUGCAGUCAAUUUGUGAGCAACCUGUAUUUGGCACAAUUAAAGAUCUUGCUGUCAUACCUUGGAACGACAAGUUCCACGCACGAAGCCCACAGAUGCAGGGAAAAGACCUUUUGGCUGUCCUUUCCGAUUCUGGGAAGCUAUCCUUUCUCACAUUUUGCAGGGAAAUGCACAGGUUCUUUCCUUUGACACAUGUUCAACUUUCCAAUCCUGGAAACUCAAGACAGCAACUAGGAAGAAUGCUUGCUGUUGAUUCCAGUGGCUGCUUCAUUGCUACCAGUGCAUAUGUGGAUCGAUUGGCUCUAUUCUCCCUUUCUUUAUCCGGGGGCAGUGAUAUCAUUGAUAAGCAAAUAUUUUAUCCUCCUGAAAAUGAGGGACAUACGAGUUUCACCAGAAGUGUCCAGAGGCCAAUUAUCUCUGGUACCAUAUGGAGCAUGUGCUUUAUUUCAAGGGAUUCUAGCCAACCAAGUAAGGAGCAUAAUCCUGUACUAGCCAUUAUUCUAAAUAGGAGAGGCGCACUCCUAAAUGAGCUUCUAUUAUUGGGAUGGAACAUUAGAGAACAUUAUAUAAAUGUUAUUUCAGUUUAUGUUGAAGCUGGACCAAUAGCGCAUGAUAUUCUUGAAGUUCCUCAUUCUAAUGGAUUUGCAUUUUUGUUCAGGGUUGGUGAUGCUCUCUUAAUGGAUCUAAGAGAUGCUCACAACCCCUGUUGUGUCUAUCGGACGAGCUUAAAUUUCUUGCCCACUGUAGUGGAGGAGCAGAAUUUUGUUGAAGAGCCAUAUAGGGUUCAUGACGUUGAUGAUGAUGGUUUGUUCAAUGUUGCUGCAUGUGCUUUGCUGGAGCUUCGGGAUUAUGACCCCAUGUGUAUUGAUAGUGAAGGCGGUAAUGUAAAAUCAACCUCAAAAUACGUGUGCUCUUGGAGUUGGGAACCAGAAAUUAAUAAAAAUCAUAGGAUGAUCUUUUGUAUAGACACAGGAGAAUUUUUUAUGAUUGAAAUUUCUUUUGAUAUAGAGGGCCUCAAAGUUAAUCUUUCUGAUUGUCUGUACAAGGGUAUACCAUGUAAGUCACUUUUGUGGGUUGAUGGUGGUUUUGUGGCUGCUAUUGUGGAGAUGGGGGAUGGGAUUGUUCUGAAAGUGGAAAAUGGAAAACUACUACAUAAAAGCCCUAUUCAAAAUAUUGCACCAAUCUUGGAUAUGUCAGUUGUGGAUUACCAUGAUGAAAAACGUGAUCAAAUGUAUGCCUGUUGUGGUGUGGCCCCUGAAGGGUCAUUAAGGAUUAUUAGGAGUGGCAUAGGUGUUGAAAAACUUCUAAGGACUGCACCUAUUUAUCAAGGCAUUACCGGUACCUGGACACUUCGGAUGAAAGUAACUGACUUGUAUCAUUCUUUUCUUGUGCUAUCUUUUGUUGAAGAGACCAGGGUGCUGUCAGUUGGAGUGAGCUUCGCUGAUGUGACUGAUUCAGUUGGUUUCCAGCCUGAUGUCUGUACUUUGGCAUGUGGACUUGUCGGUGAUGGUUUGCUUGUCCAAAUUCACCAAACUGCUGUUCAGCUUUGUUUACCCACCAAGGUUGCCCAUGCUGAAGGUAUACCUCUGUCUUCUCCAGUUUGCACAUCUUGGUUUCCUGAUAAUAUGAGUAUCAGUUUAGGGGCCGUUGGACAUGAUUUGAUUGUUGUAUCUACUUCUAAUCCAUGCUUUUUAUACAUUCUUGGGGUCAGAUUACUUUCAACUUAUCAUUAUGAGGUGUAUGAAUUGCAACAUUUGAGAUUGCUGAAUGAGCUAUCCUGCAUUUCGAUACCUCAAAAAUAUUUGGAACGAAAAAGAUUAAGUUCUAGCAAUUUUGUGGAUGAUAAUCAUGCACCUGCCCUUCCUGUUGGAGUUAACAUUGGUAAUACCUUUGUUAUUGGCACACAUCGGCCUUCUGUGGAGGUAGUGUCUUUUCUGCCUGACGAGGGCCUAAAAGUUCUUGCUAGUGGAACAAUCUCAUUAACAAAUACUCUGGGGACUGCUAUUAGUGGUUGCAUCCCUCAAGAUGUAAGGCUUGUACUGGUUGAUCGGUCUUAUGUCCUUUCUGGUUUGAGGAAUGGAAUGCUGCUUCGGUUUGAGUGGCCUCCUGCCCCUUCGAUGUCUUCAUUACAAUUACCUUGUUAUGGAUUUCCAAUUGAUUUAUGCAUGGAAAACGCUGGUGGAGGUUUAUCAAAUAUGCCUGCAAUGACUUUUGACCCACAGACAUGUGCUGUUGACGUAAUGAGCAAGACAAUGGAUGACCUUCCUGUCAAUCUACAAUUGAUUGCCACCCGUCGUAUUGGCAUUACUCCUGUUUUCCUCGUUCCUCUGAGUGAUUCUCUUGAUGCAGACAUGAUUGCACUCAGUGAUAGACCAUGGUUAGUGCAAACUGCAAGCCACAGCCUCUCGUUUACAUCAAUCUCAUUUCAGCCAUCGACUCAUGCCACGCCUGUAUGUUCGGCUGAAUGCCCAAAGGGAAUUUUAUUUGUUGCAGAUAACAGUCUACAUUUGGUUGAAAUGGUGCACAGUAAGAGGCUCAAUGUUCAGAAGUUUCAUCUUGGAGGUACCCCACGGAAGGUCCUAUACCAUAGUGAAAGUAGGUUGUUACUUGUGAUGAGAACUGAACUUAGCAAUGACACAAGUUCAUCUGACAUUUGUUGUGUUGAUCCACUCAGUGGUUCAGUAGUAUCAUCUUUUAAACUUGAACCUGAAGAAACAGGAAAAUCCAUGGAGUUGGUGAGGGUUGGAAAUGAACAGGUUUUGGUUGUUGGAACUAGUCUUUCUUCUGGUCCAGCUAUAAUGCCAAGUGGUGAAGCUGAAAGUACGAAGGGUCGUCUAAUAGUCCUCUGCCUUGAGCACUUGCAAAAUUCAGAUAGUGGUUCGAUGACAUUCUGUUCAAAGGCUGGGUCGUCUUCUCAACGAACUUCACCAUUUCGUGAAGUUGUUGGUCAUACUGCGGAACAGCUAUCGAGCAGUAGUCUUUGCAGUAGCCCAGACGGUAGCUGUGAUGGAGUCAAACUUGAAGAAACUGAAGUAUGGCAGUUACGAUUGGCAUAUGCAACCAAAUGGCCCGGAAUGGCACUGGCACUCUGUCCAUAUCUUGAUCAUUACUUCUUGGCAUCUGCUGGUAGUACUUUUUAUGUAUGUGGUUUUCCAAAUGAUAAUCCCCAAAGAGUGAGAAAGUUAGCUAUAGCAAGGACACGAUUUACAAUAAUAUCAUUAACUGCAUAUUUCACUAGAAUUGCUGUUGGUGAUUGCCGUGAUGGUAUCCUUUUUUAUUCUUAUCAUGAGGAUACUAGAAAACUGGAGCAAGUUUAUUGUGAUCCAUCACAGAGAUUAGUUGCUGAUUGUGUCCUUAUGGAUGUUGAUACAGCGGUGGUUUCAGAUCGUAAGGGAAGCAUUGCUCUCUUGUCGUGUUCAAAUCUUUCAGAGCGUAAUGCAAGUCCAGAAUGCAACUUGACUUUGAGUUGUGCAUAUUAUAUGGGUGAAAUAGCCAUGAGCAUAAAGAAGGGAUCAUUUUCAUAUAAACUCCCCGCUGAUGAUGUGUUGAUAGGAUGUGAUGGUUUUGGUGUGAAUAUUGAUGCCUCAAACAACACUAUAAUGGCUAGUACACUUUUGGGAAGCAUAAUAGUGUUCAUUCCUUUGACAAGGGAAGAACACGAACUCCUAGAAGCUGUCCAAGCCAGACUUGUGGUUCAUCCUUUGACUGCUCCAAUUUUAGGAAAUGAUCAUAGAGAGUUCCGUAGCCGUGAAAACCAGGUUGGAGCACCUAAGAUGCUUGAUGGUGAUGUGCUGGCUCAAUUUUUGGAGCUAACAAGUGUACAACAAGAGGCGAUAUUGUCAUUACCUCUUGGUCAACUGGAUACUGUUAAAACAGGUUCAAAAUCUCCUCUCCCUAUCCCAGUUAAUCAAGUCGUGCAACUCCUUGAGCGGGUUCAUUAUGCUCUCAAUUAAAUAGAUCUUUCAUCUCACUAAUUUGGUUGCUGUGGUUGGAGCAAUAAAAUUUUCAAAACCAACAAAUUUCAUGGGGUUUUUAUUUUAAAUUGCCCCAUGAAACCCUUAAACCCAAGUAUCAUGAUUAGUAUUCAAACCUGGCUGCAAGAUGGAAGCUGUUAUUAUCUUGAAGCUAACUGAUACAGACAUGAAGCCAAAAGUUCAUAUAGUCGCUCGAUAUCUGGAGUUCAUUGAAACAUCAGUGGAGUUCAUAUGUAGAACAGGUGUGAAAUCAUUAUUUUAAUUUCAAGCGAGUUUAACACCCCCCCAUCAUGUCUAACCUUUGUAUUAUAGCUAUUCAUAUUUCUUGUGGUGUGGGAAGGCCAUAGGAAAUAUGAUUAUGUAUUGUAAGUUCAUGAUCUACAAAUAUAGACAAUGGUUCUUGUAAAGUUCUUGCCUGCGUUACAAUUCAUAAUAUUCUUUGUGCAUAAA